This is a messenger RNA of Mustela erminea (ermine), 5187 nucleotides long. RefSeq lists its product as uncharacterized. Gene Ontology annotation, molecular function: nucleic acid binding; RNA-DNA hybrid ribonuclease activity. Gene Ontology annotation, biological process: virion assembly; DNA integration. Lineage: Eukaryota; Metazoa; Chordata; Mammalia; Carnivora; Mustelidae. The record is from RefSeq and is a predicted model, not a curated record.
AUGGAUACCUGGCUUCGCUUCCUUAGCUGCCCGGCUUUAUCCCCUCACCAAAAUGAGGCCCCCUAUGAAUGGGGGAAGGAACAACAAGAGGCUUUUGAUAGAAUAAAGCGGGCACUGCUUUCAGCCCCCACCUUGGCCUUACCAGAUCUAAAAAAAUCCUUCACCCUGUACUUGGAAGAAAGGAACGAGGUGGCACGAGGAGUACUGACCCAAUCCUUGGGCCCCUGGAAGCGCCCCAUAGCCUAUCUAUCCAAAAGAUUGGAUCCUGUUGCUGGCGGGUGGCCAAAAUGCCUGAAAGUCAUAGCCGCCGCAGCUUUACUUGUCAGGGAUGCUGACAAAUGGACUUUGGGACAGAAAAUCACUCUUAUUGCCCCUCACACUUUGGAAAGUGUGAUCCGGCAACCCCCAGACCGCUGGCUCUCCAAUGCUCGCAUAACCCACUAUCAGAGCCUCCUGUUAGACAAAGACCGCAUCUCUUUGGGCAAUCCUGUGCUCCUUAAUCCCGCCACCCUGCUGCCAGAGGAGACGGAUGAUCCAGUAAUCCAUUCCUGCCAGGAUAUCCUGGCUGAAGAAACAGGCAGGAGGCCAGACCUCAAGGACAGACCCCUGCCCCAUGCUGAUGUAAAUUUAUUCACGGACGGGAGCAGCUUCCUACAACAAGGGGAGCAACAGGCAGGGGCAACAAUAGUUGGGCCUCAAGCUGUGGUUUGGUCAGCACCCUUAACUCCUGGAACUUCUGCUCAGAAAGCAGAACCUAUUGCUCUAACCCAAGCCUUGCACCUGGCGACGGGCCAGCGGGCUAAUAUCUACACAGACAGCCGCUAUGCCUUUGCCACUGCUCAUGUACAUGGUGCCAUCUACCGGCAGCGGGGGCUUCUCACCUCCGCUGGAAAAGAAAUCAAGAACAAACGGGAGAUUAUAGAUCUCCUUGAGGAGAUCCACCUCCCAAAGGAGAUAGCCAUCAUACACUGCCCUGGACAUCAAAAAGCUGAAGACCCAGUUGCCCAGGGCAACCGUCGCACAGACGAAGAAGCAAGAUCGGCCGCCCUGCGUGACCCCCCGGUAGCAAACAUCCUGACUACAUUGGAAGAAGUCACUGAGCUGGAGACCCCAAAAGAAAAGGUAAAUGAAUUUUUACUUUUCACCCACCGCCUCACCCAUCUAGGCACCAGAGUGCUGCUGGAAUUAUUAAAGGACCAAAAUCUACCGUCCCUACCUCCGGGAUGGGUUGAGGCCUUCCCCACCAAAAAGGAGGCGGCCAUAAUCGUGGCCAAAAAGAUCCUAGAGGAGAUCUUUCCCCGAUUUAAGCUGCCUAAGGUAAUGGGAUCUAAUAAUGGACCUGCAUUCGUGGCCCAGGUGAUUGGGUCUACGUCCACCGACACCAGGUUUGGUGACUGCAAGAAUCUUCCUGUACUUCGAGAUGGGACAAAACACAUCAACUCCCCUGUCUCUAACCCUAGCCCAUUGGACAAGAACGUCAUCUACCGGCCCCGACCCAAAGGACACCCGAACCAAGAGCCCUACAUCUUGGUGUGGCAGGAUCUCUGCAAAAACCCUCCUUUCUCUGAGGACCCUGCCCGCAUAACAGAUCUAAUUACCUCUCUAAGGAACUCCCAUCAGCCUACAUGGGACAACUGCCAACAGCUGCUCUCAGUCCUCCUCACCUCUGAGGAAAAGGAGAAUAUCCUCCUGAAUGCCCGAAAGAAUGUGCCUGGCCCCGGCGGGCAACCUACCCAGCUUCCUAAUCUGAUUGAUGAAUAUUCACCUCUGACGCGCGCUGACUGGGAUCCUAAUCUGCCUGAAGGUCGAUACUGGAGCUGUUUAUUCAGUCUUGCAGCAGGCCCUAGGGCCCCUCUCAUCCCAACGGGCCCUUGUCAGGGGGCAAACGGGAGCAGGUACCGCCCCUGGACCACCCAGCGGACAAUGGAUUUAGGGAACGGAAGGGUGCACCACUCCUUUUCGGUGCUCCCUGACUGCCCUGCCCCCCUGUUGGGGAAAGACUUGCUAACCAAAUUGCGACCCAGAAUUACCUUCACUGAUUCCGGGCCUUUGAUGGAUUUUCUUAACCCCAUCGUGGCCUACGCGUUCGGUCUAGAAGAUGAAUACAAGCUAUUUGAAGGGCCCAACCCUCCCGACCACCUCCCGGAUCUAAAAAAAUUAAAAAAAUGGCUACAGGACUUCCCUGAGGCUUGGGCUAAAACCGUGGGCUUGAGCUUAGCAACCGCCCGACCCCCUGUAGUGAUGACACUUCAGACUUCCGCCACCCCUAUCUAGGUAAGGCAAUACCCAAUGAAUAAGGAAGCUCGAGAGGGCAUCCGCCCUCACAUUAUCAAGCUCCUUCGACAGGGAGUCUUAGUGCCUUGCCAGUGGGCCUGGAACUCUCCCUUGCUCCCUGUAAAGAAACCUGGAACUAAUGACUAUCGCCCUGUCCAAGACCUAAGAGAAAUGAAUGCUCGGGUGGAGGUAAUACACCCUACAGUGCCAAACCCAUAUAAUCUCCUCAGCAUGCUAAGUCCCUCCCGAGUCUGAUACACUGUGUUAGAUUUAAAGGAUGCCUUCUUCUGUUUACGGCUGCAUCCUGACAGCCAGCACCUCUUUGCCUUUGAGUGGAUCAACGCUGAUCCUGGAAUUUCGGGUCAACUCACCUGGACACGGCUUCCCCAGGGUUUUAGAAAUUCUCCCACCCUGUUUGAUGAAGCCUUGCGUAAGGACUUGAAAUCCUUCCGGGAGACACAUCCCACUUUGACUUUGCAAUAUGUGGAUGACCUCCUCCUGCUGGCUGCUGAGAGCCAGCAGGAAUGUCUCCAUGGGACUAAGGCCCUAUUAAGAACUCUGGCUACCCUGGGAUAUCGAGCCUCUGCCAAAAAGGCUCAACUCUGCCAGUUAGAAAUGACAUUUCUAGGCUAUAAGAUCAAGGAAGGUAAACGGUGGCUCACGGACACAAGGAAAAAGACUGUUACUCAAACACCGCCUCCUCAGACUAGAAGGCAACUAAGGGAAUUCCUAGGGACGGCAGGCUUCUGUUGCUUAUGGAUACCUGGCUUCGCUUCCUUAGCUGCCCGGCUUUAUCCCCUCACCAAAAAUGAGGCCCCCUAUGAAUGGGGGAAGGAACAACAAGAGGCUUUUGAUAGAAUAAAGCGGGCACUGCUUUCAGCCCCCACCUUGGCCUUACCAGAUCUAAAAAAAUCCUUCACCCUGUACUUGGAAGAAAGGAACGAGGUGGCACGAGGAGUACUGACCCAAUCCUUGGGCCCCUGGAAGCGCCCCAUAGCCUAUCUAUCCAAAAGAUUGGAUCCUGUUGCUGGCGGGUGGCCAAAAUGCCUGAAAGUCAUAGCCGCCGCAGCUUUACUUGUCAGGGAUGCUGACAAAUGGACUUUGGGACAGAAAAUCACUCUUAUUGCCCCUCACACUUUGGAAAGUGUGAUCCGGCAACCCCCAGACCGCUGGCUCUCCAAUGCUCGCAUAACCCACUAUCAGAGCCUCCUGUUAGACAAAGACCGCAUCUCUUUGGGCAAUCCUGUGCUCCUUAAUCCCGCCACCCUGCUGCCAGAGGAGACGGAUGAUCCAGUAAUCCAUUCCUGCCAGGAUAUCCUGGCUGAAGAAACAGGCAGGAGGCCAGACCUCAAGGACAGACCCCUGCCCCAUGCUGAUGUAAAUUUAUUCACGGACGGGAGCAGCUUCCUACAACAAGGGGAGCAACAGGCAGGGGCAACAAUAGUUGGGCCUCAAGCUGUGGUUUGGUCAGCACCCUUAACUCCUGGAACUUCUGCUCAGAAAGCAGAACCUAUUGCUCUAACCCAAGCCUUGCACCUGGCGACGGGCCAGCGGGCUAAUAUCUACACAGACAGCCGCUAUGCCUUUGCCACUGCUCAUGUACAUGGUGCCAUCUACCGGCAGCGGGGGCUUCUCACCUCCGCUGGAAAAGAAAUCAAGAACAAACGGGAGAUUAUAGAUCUCCUUGAGGAGAUCCACCUCCCAAAGGAGAUAGCCAUCAUACACUGCCCUGGACAUCAAAAAGCUGAAGACCCAGUUGCCCAGGGCAACCGUCGCACAGACGAAGAAGCAAGAUCGGCCGCCCUGCGUGACCCCCCGGUAGCAAACAUCCUGACUACAUUGGAAGAAGUCACUGAGCUGGAGACCCCAAAAGAAAAGGUAAAUGAAUUUUUACUUUUCACCCACCGCCUCACCCAUCUAGGCACCAGAGUGCUGCUGGAAUUAUUAAAGGACCAAAAUCUACCGUCCCUACCUCCGGGUAGGACAAAGGACCUGGAUCAAGACAUUGUUUCCUCCUGCGAAGCCUGCACAGUGACAAACGUGCAACAAGCAGACGGCUCCGCCGGAACCAGGGACCAGGGAAACCGGCCUAGAAUCUUCUAGGAAGCAGACUUCACCGAAGUAACACCAGCAACAUAUGGAAAGAAGUACCUGCUAGUCUUUAUAGACACUUUUUCAGGAUGGGUUGAGGCCUUCCCCACCAAAAAGGAGGCGGCCAUAAUCGUGGCCAAAAAGAUCCUAGAGGAGAUCUUUCCCCGAUUUAAGCUGCCUAAGGUAAUGGGAUCUAAUAAUGGACCUGCAUUCGUGGCCCAGGUAAGUCAGGGAUUGGCCAGGGUCUUGGGGUUUAAUUGGAAAUUACAUUGUGGAUAUAGACCCCAGAGCUCAGGACAGAUAGAAAGGAUAAGUAGAACUAUAAAAGAGACCUUAACCAAAUUAGCUAUAGAGACUGGCUUGAAAGAUUAGACGGUGCUCCUUCCUUAUGCCCUCUUCCGUGCGCGUAAUACCCCUCCCCCCUCUAGGAGGAACCUGACCCCAUUUGAAAUCCUCUAUGGGGGACUCCCUCCUUUAAAACACACGACUGAACAUGGAUAUGGGACAUCUGUUACUUCCUCUGCCAUGCUGAUACCCAGACUUAAGGCUCUGGAGGCCAUCCAGAAAUAUAUCUGGAAGGGCCUAUCAGAGGCCUACCGACCGGGUACUGUUACUCCCCACUCUUAUUCUGUAGGUGAUUGGGUCUACGUCCACCGACACCAGGUACGCAACCUUGAGCCUCGAUGGAAGGGACCCUACUUGAUCCUGCUGACCACGCCAACUGCUGUCAAGGUUGACGGCAUCGCGGCCUAGAUCCAUGCUAACGGGACCCAUACUUAUUCUCCUCCUGCUUUUGACUCUAGGACCCUAUAUUUUAAAUAA